UCAACAACUGCGCCUUCAGCCGUUACUGUUAUCGACACGCCUUCUCGUUCUUGUUGCCCUGCCCCUCGGGCUCUCGCUACCUGUACACAUGCCCCGGGCAACGAAUCUCCACUCAUCUUCUCCGACUCAAUCCAAUCGGAAACCCGCAAAAACUACGUCGACGUCUUCAUGGCAUCUCUUGUUCUUCACCCUCAUCCUCCCCAUCGCCCUGGCCGCCUUUCUCUUGUGGCUCGAUCCCUUCCAGCCGGCUCACUUCCCCGCCGACGUGAUGAGCUGGAGAAUCAUUACGGCGCCGGCACGCAACGACAAGAUGAGUGAAGGAUCGGAGGCCAUGGCGGAGGGACACGUGGAGGGACCUGAAGACGUCGUUUACGAUGCGGCGACAGGUGUCAUUUAUACCGGCUGCGUAGACGGGUGGAUCAAGCGGGUUACAGUGAAGGAAUCGGCGGGCGACCCGGCGGUGGAAAGUUUGGUCCGGACCGAAGGAAGACCUCUGGGUGUUGCUUUGCACCUGGACGGUGAACUUAUCGUGGCAGACUCCGACAAGGGGCUAAUGAAAGUGACAAGAGAAAGGAAGAUUGAGCUGUUGACGGAUGAGGUUGAGGGGUUGAAGUUCAAGUUAACAGAUGGAGUGGAUGUUGCAGAAGAUGGCACCAUUUAUUUCACAGAUGCUUCUUACAAGUACAGUUUCAGUGAGUCAACGUUUGACAUGUUGGAAGGGAAGCCUCAUGGAAGACUCGUAAGCUAUGAUCCAUCAACCAACCACACCACACUUUUGGUUCCCAAUCUCUACUUUGCCAAUGGAGUUGCAGUCUCACCAGAUCAACAAUCUGUGAUCUUCUGCGAAACCAUACUGAGGAGGUGCAGGAAAUAUUACAUAAAAGGCCCCAAGAAAGGAAGCAUAGAAAAAUUUGUGGAGAAUAUGCCUGGCUAUCCUGAUAACAUUCACUAUGACGGAGAAGGCCUGUACUGGAUUGGAUUGAGUUCUUCGGCCACGUAUUCUCGGGAAUUAGCACUGAGAUACCCAGUCCUUCGGAAGGUAUUGGCAGUGAUGGUGAAGUACGGAGUAAGGCCACAUGUGAAGAAGAAUGGAGGGGUUAUUGCUGUGGACUUGGAAGGAAAACCAAUUGCCCAUUAUUAUGAUGCUGCCUUUUCACUCAUUUCAAGCGGCAUUAGAAUUGGGAAUCACUUGUACUGUGGUUCCCUUCGCUAUCCUUCCAUCAUACGUUUGGAUCUGAACAAGUUUCCUGCCCUCCCCACGACCAAACAACAUGUGUGAUGUAAAAGUGAAUUUGGUUUGUACUUUUGAUGGGAAGAAAAACCCGUUUUUGCACUGGCUUGGAAAGGUACUAGUGGUACUGCGUCUCGAAUAACAAAACCAAGCUAAGGAUGUGCGAGAGGGGUGUACUGACCUCUUUCUUCGGGAUAAGCCAAAUGGCUUCGUUGGCUAGUUUUGUCAUGCAUGUUGGGAUGUUAAUCUAGUCACUUCCUACUGUUUUUC
Messenger RNA from Neltuma alba, 1501 nucleotides. RefSeq names its product protein STRICTOSIDINE SYNTHASE-LIKE 6-like. The record is from RefSeq and is a predicted model, not a curated record. Gene Ontology annotation, molecular function: hydrolase activity. Bases 89 to 1279 code for a protein of 396 amino acids. The transcript has 4 exons. Lineage: Eukaryota; Viridiplantae; Streptophyta; Magnoliopsida; Fabales; Fabaceae. Gene Ontology annotation, cellular component: endomembrane system.